Molecule: messenger RNA, 2445 nt
Organism: Metarhizium acridum CQMa 102
Lineage: Eukaryota; Fungi; Ascomycota; Sordariomycetes; Hypocreales; Clavicipitaceae
Source: RefSeq, a predicted model, not a curated record
AUGAAGCUUGCAUCGUGGCUCUUUGGAAAGAACCCGGAGUAUCGUGGCCUUAUGAUGGGUUUCGAUGCCGCCGGCAAGACUACAAUACUUUACCAGCUGAAGCAACCUAAUGAGAAGAUCACUACGAUCCCUACCAUUGGACUCAAUGUCGAGACCGUGGAGAGUACAAAGGGCCACAAAUUUACUUUGUGGGAUGUUGGAGCUGAAACUAUUCGACGAGGUCGUCCCCGAGGUCAAAGUCUUCUCAAUGAACUGGACAACAAACAUGGCAAAAAGAACCUGUGGGUUAUCCUCAACAAGCAGGAUCUUUUACCGCCACACGAACGCGAUGAAGCUGUCAAACAGAUCAGAACGAAAUUGGAAAGGGGGCUGUCCAGGAGUGUAGAGUCGGGGAGGGUGCGGAUCUUUGGUCCACCGGGCUUCAAUGCUUUUGAACACGGCCAUGCUGCUGCCCUGCUUGAUGAAGUAGCGGACGCGAUACAAGCGGACAAGUCUCCAAUACUAAUGGAAAAGCACGACAGGCCGGUGAGCAGCCAUGUGGGUGAGACGGAGUUGAAAGAGCGCAUCAAUGAGAUUGCCAGGAGAAACACAGCAUCUGCUGAUGGUUUCUGGCAAGGCUUUCUUAAUGCUGAUUUACCCGUUUGGGACCACUACAAUCAUUUGCGAGCAGGGUAUUUUGUGCUUCUGGAGGGUACUGCUUGCGGAAACACCGUGAUGAAAUGCGCAGACAUGUUCGUGGACCAUGACAUGUUGAGAUCCAAGAGACCCGAGCGAUUCCGCAACACCACUCACCGUACAAUGACGGUAUUUUGGCUCUUCCAACUUCAAGUAGCUACCAUCAGAUACGCACACUUCAAGCGCUUGAUUGGCCUCACUUCUCGCGCCGCAACACCACCCACCGCUACCAUCAGAUACGCACACUUCAAGCGCUUGAUUGGCCUCACUUCUCGCGAGGAUUUUCCCCAAAUUCUGCUUCAUACACCGGAGCUUAUGGACGCCGGCUUGUGGAAAGUACACUACUCCAAAGACCUGAUGUUUACGGCCAACGCUCGAGCGAACUGGGUGUUGCCGGACAAGUCGCUACUCUCGUCGACCGCACAGCCCGUCCAACAUGAAUCGUCGCCGAGGGACGUCUCACAGGCGGAUAGCGACCAUUUAAUACGCUUUGCCUUGACAGUCAUUCAGAGCACGUCGGGAACAAGACUCCGUCGAGGUGCGGUGAUCAAGCAAGCGUUGAAUGCUUUGCAGACAUCCAUUAUACAAAAGAGGGCUUCCAUGUCAAACAUUGGCCCGUAUUCCGAGACACAGGCUUAUUGCUGGAUCCAGCAUGUUCAUGCAGCACUUGUCUCUCUGCAACCGCCGCCGGGAGAUGGCUUAAACCGCACCACAGGAUGGCAUGGGUCCAUGGGAAGUCUUACCCUGACGGCGUUCGAACCCCUUCUUGACAUUUCCGGUGACGAGUGGAAAAGACAUUAUUCCCAGCCUCUGUGGGAUAGUAUGCAGGCCCGCAUCGGCUUUGUCAACCCUGAUAGAAUGCCGCUACCUGGGCUCAUCUCCAUCCCGCCACAAUCGAGCAAAAGCCGUGUCAAGUUGCGGACGGUGCCCAAGGCCGGACUGGGUAUUGCCACAACACCGCGCAUGCCUCCUCCAGAGAGUCUUGCGGUCAUGGUAGCUGCCGUGUGUGAUGCAGCCGCCUUGUCUGACACAGAUUCGGUAGACGGCGUGGUCAAGAGUCACCCGGGGCUCAUUGUGUUUCUUUACGAUACCUUGGUGGCCAACCUCGGCUCCCGGGCUGGACCCGAUGACAAGCUAAUGGCCACUUUAAAAAGACGAAUCCAUCUUGUGAAAGCCAUCAACGAAGCGCUGCAGGUUUCGGGGCCAUCGGCCGAGGGGCUUACCUCCUAUGAGAGCUUGCCCCUGAUAUACUAUUCCGAGAUGAUUUUGGACAGCAGUGAGGCCAAGGAGGUGUUUAUGGCUCCGGAUCGGCGACCCUUUCCCAGCACCAUGUACGGGGGCAUUACGGCACGACAGUUCAUCAAUCUCAACACCAGCAUCUACGUGAACAGCAAAGACGUGACCAGGACAAAAAGAAAGGCAGGGACACCCAAUCAACAAAAAAGGGGGGCUGUAAACAUGACCAACUCAACCCAAAUGCAAAUGCCCAUCCGCCCGGCCGACGCCAUCUUCUGCCUCUGCAGCUUCGACACGCGCGUCGCCCAGCGUGCCGCGCAGCUAUACCUCGACGGCCUGGCCCCGAUCCUCAUCUUCUCGGGCGACUCGGGAAAGCUCACCGAGGGACGAUUCGCCAAGACGGAGGCAGAGACGUUCGCCGACAUUGCCCGCGGCAUGGGGGUGCCCGACGACAAGAUCGCCGUGGAGAGGCUGGUGAGGGCAGGUUAUGAUAACCAUUUGCCUCGGGGAUUCGUGGUGAAUGGGCCCAACUGA